GAGCCGAAUUUAAGCGCGCGCCGAACAUACAAAAUUAGAAAGAGCCGAAUUUAAGCGCGCCGAAAGGAACUCGACCACGUGGAUGAGAAUGUAAACAAACCACAAACUCCUUUGGUGAACAUCAUGGACCGCCCCGACAAAGUGCUAGGCUUCAAGGUGGUGGUGCUCAAGUUCAGCAAGGAAAGCAAGACUGGUCAUCAGCUGCUGUGGAAACAACACUCAGUCCGCACCCACAGCGAUGCCAAGCCAGUCAACCGCACCCUGUUUGUCGUCAAUGUGCCUCCGUACUGUGACAAGAGGGCGCUCACACACCUGUUCUCGCAAUACGGCAAGGUGAGACAGGUGCACCUCCACAAGCGUCCCACCUCCGCCCCAGCCAUGCGCCCCAGAUACCCACACUUCUCCCGUCCUACGCCAGUCCUGGGCUUCAAGGCGGCUUAUGUGGUAUUCACCCAAACGUCGGCACUCAAGAAGGUCCUGGCACUUCCUGCUGGCACUGAGCUCACCCUGUCCACUGAGGAGAGGCCUGUGCUGACUGGAAUACGGAAGUGGCAGCGGCAGUACAACGCAGGAUUUGUGAAGCGGGACAGGCUGGCGGAGGAGGUGAAGAAAGUAAUGAGGGAUUAUGACGCCAAGAAGGAGAGGGAGAGGACGGCAGGUCAACAGGAGCCGGACAGCGAAGGAUGGGUGACUGUGAUCUCUGACAAGAAGAAGAAGCCACAUUUGGAGAAGGUGGAUGAGGUGAAGAAGAAGAAGGGAAGCAAGAAGAAGAAGCAACAGCAGCUGGUCAAUUUUUACUCCUUCCAACAACGCCAGGCUAAAAUGAAUCAUCUUGCCGAGUUAAGGAAGAAAUUUGAAGAGGACAAGAAGAGGAUAGCACAAAUGAGGAACUCCAGAAAGUUUAGACCGUACUAGUAAAGGAAGUGAGGAAGUCAUUGCGUCGACCUCUCCCACUGCUAUCAUCAACCUUUAUUACCUUCAGAGCUUAAUAAACCAUUCUGGCGGACUUAAAGAGCUUAAUUCAGUCUUUGCUAAGUGUCAGAACUGUGUUUUUUUAAGAGACUGGUACAAAAUAUGAGUCUUAAAAGCUGUAGAUGGUUAUUUGGGAAGACUGACUGGUAGUGAAGGGGUGAAGUGCAGAAUAUCCAAUACACACUACACCAGGAGGGGUUGAGGGGGGGUCUUUCUUCAUCAACAUUAGCCUCAGUUGUGUAAUGUUUAGCUGCAGUGGGUAAUCUAGUUCCUAUCGCAGUGUCUAUAAGUUCUUAAAGCCAUGUUAUUUGAAAAUGUCUAAUUUCUUCUAGCCUUUUAUUUCCUCCUCCUCCUCCUCUUCCACAAUAUUCAUCCUUAUCUUCUUCUACCUCCUCCUCCUCCUCCACUUCAUAAUAACACUACAAAAAAAAGUCUUGAGUGACACCAAAAGAAUCUGCUAAAUAUCUCAAAAACUUGUCAAGAUAUUAUUUUGAAGUUUGACUAAGCAAAUACCAAUGUAGAUCUUCAAAGUGACACCAGAAGAAACCAAAUAUUUUGAAAACCUGGUAAGAUAAAGUUUGAGAGAGUUUGAAUGCUUUUUUUUUGGCAGAUUCUGGGAGUGGUCUGUUCUGUCCUUACUGCACUGGCCUCCUCGUGCAUUCUUGUGUGUUUAGUCUGUUACAUUCCCUGGUUAAUGUUACAGUUAAUUAGCUCUGUGUAUCUUUAUAAAGUGGUGGUUUGUAAGGCAUUUCUUGGUGUGUGUGUGUGUGUGUGUGUGUGUGUGUGUGUGUGUGUGUGUGUGUGUGGUGAGAUGAAAAAUUAUAAGGAUGAUGAAUGAGAUAAUGAACACACACACACACACACACUUCCAAAUACACCAAUAUGUCAGUGAACUACUACUACUACUACUACUACUACUACUACUACUACUACUACUACUACUACUACUACUACUAC
Scylla paramamosain (green mud crab) is the source of this 1929-nucleotide messenger RNA. Its product is annotated as ribosomal RNA-processing protein 7 homolog A-like. The record is from RefSeq and is a predicted model, not a curated record. Gene Ontology annotation, biological process: ribosomal small subunit assembly; rRNA processing. Gene Ontology annotation, cellular component: UTP-C complex; CURI complex. The coding region runs from base 124 to 915 and encodes 263 amino acids. Gene Ontology annotation, molecular function: RNA binding. Lineage: Eukaryota; Metazoa; Arthropoda; Malacostraca; Decapoda; Portunidae. The transcript is spliced from 7 exons.